Poecilia latipinna (sailfin molly) is the source of this 1798-nucleotide messenger RNA. Its product is annotated as WD repeat-containing protein 88. Gene Ontology annotation, molecular function: protein binding. The transcript has 12 exons. Lineage: Eukaryota; Metazoa; Chordata; Actinopteri; Cyprinodontiformes; Poeciliidae. The coding region runs from base 416 to 1348 and encodes 310 amino acids. The record is from RefSeq and is a predicted model, not a curated record.
UUUGUCUCACGGCUCUUGAACGCACCAUCUCAAACACGUCGCUAGGGCAACAGCUAACAAGAAGCUUCGUCAGCUUCACGGUUUUUUAUCUUCGUUUAGGUUUUUAUUAGAAAUAACUUCGCUAAAGCUGGAGCCUGUGGUAGUGCAGCAGCCUCCCGGAGGAGGAGGAAGCCCGCAGGAGGACGAAGGAGCAGAGUGGAGCGAAGAGUCUCAGGUUCCAGUGAAGGUGCUACAUGCUCACAGCGCUGACGUCACCGCAGCCCGGUUCUGCUGCAGCGACCGCAGCAUCCUGAGCUGCUCGUUGGACGGCAGCGCCAUCCUCUGGGAUGUGGACAGCGGCCGGCCUCUGAGGCUGUUUGCUGGAGUUCACAGCAGAACAGUCACUGAGUGUGCUCUGAUCCCAAACAACAACAGGAUGGUGACGGUGUCCUGGGACAGGAAGAUGGUGGCCUGGGACCUGGAGACGGGACGUGUCCUGUGGGAGACGGAGUUGGACGGCCUGCUGACGUCCUGCAGCUGCUCAUCUGACGGUCGGCUACUGGUCUGCGCCGCCGAGCCUCAGGACACCGUCUACGUCUGCGGCGCCUCCGGUGGCCAGACGUUGCAUCGCAUCAGCAACCACCACAGCUCCACCAUCACACGGGUCCGAUUCGACCCUCCUGACCAGCGGGUGGCGUCAGUGUCCGCAGACCGGACCAUCAAGCUGUGGGACCUGCAGGCCAAGAGGACGACCAUGUCCAUCUGCAGUAACCAUAGCAACGUGAUUUCCAGCUGCUGCUUCAACGGCAACGGGCACUUCCUGUGCACGGCAUCAUGGGAUAAGACGCUGAAGCUGUGGGACCUUCAGGGGGGGCAGUUCCGGUCUAAUGGCGGCGCGGCGCUGCAGCGCAGCCAUGAAGGCAGUGUGAGCUGCUGCGUCCUGUCUGCUGACGCUGACCUGCUGGUUUCUGGCUCCUACGACCGGACCGUGGCGCUGUGGGAUCCGUCCUCGCUCCGCCGGACUCUGGUUCUGAGGGGCCACUCUGAUUGGGUGACGGACGUGUCUCUCAGCGCUGACAGGAAGCUGGUUGUCUCUUCUUCCAAGGACGGCAGUGUCCGGCUGUGGGACGUGCAGAACGUGGAGCAGAUCCCUGAGGUGAUGCAGAUCAAAAGCGGAGAGGGAACAGGGGUCCAGAUCCUGAAGUGUGAAGAGUGUGGAAGGCCGUUCCCGGUGUCCAGACUGCUGACCUCUGACCUGCUGACGCGCUGCGUCUUCUGCCGCCUCAAAGCUCCGCCCACGUUCCGCCUCCAGCCGCCGCCAUCACCCUGCCCGUCUCCUCUGAUUGGUGGAGAGCGCAGCGACGUCUGAUGGGCCCGGGGAUGUCACAUGAUGCGUUACCAUGGUUUCGAACAACAUGAUGAUGCUGUGUCACAUGACCCAUUCUAUCCUUUUUCUCUGAACUUUGACCUGCUGUUCUUUUCAGGUUUAAAUUUGAACAUUUUUCUAAUUUACAUCAUUUUUGUUUAGUUUGUUUCAUUUUAGGUUUGGAAGUGAGAAAAUAAAAUGAAUAAAAUCUUUCAAUAAUAUAAAUACAGAUUAAUUACAAUGACCAGGGGGCGGGGCUUCCUCUGCACCGGUCUGUGUGAUUGGUCUGAAGGAAACAGGGCUGUGCUGGCUGCCCAAUCAGACGCCAGCGUCUCAUGAGCGGCAUCACAGGAAACAGGAAAUGAUGACGUUCUGGUCGUCAAAGAGUCAGAGUUUUCUUCAUUGUAGUGGCUUUUGCUUUGUUUUGCAGAUUAUUAAUCUUAUUUCUGUAGA